This is a messenger RNA of Schistocerca nitens (vagrant locust), 867 nucleotides long. Its product is annotated as gustatory receptor 68a-like. The record is from RefSeq and is a predicted model, not a curated record. The transcript has a single exon. The coding region runs from base 1 to 867 and encodes 288 amino acids. Gene Ontology annotation, cellular component: membrane; axon; neuronal cell body. NCBI's taxonomy places the organism in Eukaryota, Metazoa, Arthropoda, Insecta, Orthoptera, Acrididae. Gene Ontology annotation, biological process: sensory perception of taste.
AUGACGGAGCUGAGGAAGCUAAGAGAUCUCUUCAUCCUUCUGAAAUUCGUGGAUGCGCGACUACCAACGAACGAGACAGACAAGUCAAAGCUGCUGGGAGGUUUUUUGCUGUGUCUUUACGUCUCAUUCACUCUCGCCAUCGGGAUGUCGAAUAUCCCCAGCGUCACCAAUGUGCCACUGUUCCUGGCCUACAUGUUGUACGUGGUGUUAACAGCAGCAAUGUCGCUCCAGUAUGUAUUGUUGGUGCUAGAAUUGUGGGUGAGGUUCCAGACCCUCAACGCCGUCCUACUGCAAUCCCUGCAGUUCACUGUAGACCCAGAGCUGUGGACACUGCUUGGGGGAUCGACGACACCUGCAUCACUGGUUCUGUUGCAGCACAGCAGACAGCGCCACCUGCGAGAUGCCUACGUCACCCUCACGCACGCUGCUGACCACCUGCAGGAGCACUUCGGUCUUGCGAUGGCAGUCAACAUCGCGACCUCUGUCUGCAGUGUGACGUUGUGUCUCUAUGAACUGGUCAUGACUGUGAUGAAGCCUGGCUGGAUAUUCCAGUUCUCCCUCAGUAAUUCAUCGAGAGGGCCAGUCAUGUGGGUCCUCUUCCAUUCCACCAAACUGUUAUCUGUUGCAUUAUCUUCAGCAGCUGCUGCAGACGCUGCAGCAGCAACUGGUUUGAUCCUUUUGAGGACAUCAGCACUGUCUACAUGGCGUGACUCCCAAGACGAUUCCUUCCUUCGCUUUACAUUACAAGUGCCACCACUACGCUUCACUGCUGCAGGAUUCUUCACCGUGGAUCGUCCACUCUUGGUGUCUAUAGUCACUGUCAUUAUGACGUAUGUAAUCAUCUUAGCGCAACUUACUCCUAAAUAA